AUGUCAAAGUGUGACUUGAAAGUUGAUGAUGAUGUGGUGGAAGGAAGAAGUUCAAUUGGAAGAAAAGCACUUGAGUUGCGUUCUUCAUCUUCUUCAGCAUCCUGGUCAUCCGAGGAACAACCUCGACGUGGAAACAGAAGACCAUUCCCAGGUCGACGCCCUCAGAGACCCACUGAAAUCAAAGAAACGUGUGAUGAUGGAUGGCUAGAGUUCAAGAGACCUAAUGGGGUUUGGUGUAUUUUGAGGAGCCACAGCUUGCAUUCAACAGUUCAUCAUGGCUUUAUCCCUGGACCCGGGGAUUCUGUGAAUUGGAAACCAGCAUUUGUAAAUGGGGACUUUGACAAGUAUCAAUGCAAUUCGCAAGUUCAUCCAUGGACCAGAUUCUACAUAUGCGGAAAGAGAGGAGUUCGGAAAUAA
Molecule: messenger RNA, 417 nt
Organism: Caenorhabditis briggsae
Lineage: Eukaryota; Metazoa; Nematoda; Chromadorea; Rhabditida; Rhabditidae
Exons: 2
Coding region: 1-417 (138 amino acids)
Source: RefSeq, a predicted model, not a curated record